This is a messenger RNA of Capsella rubella, 1883 nucleotides long. Its product is annotated as type I inositol polyphosphate 5-phosphatase 10. The record is from RefSeq and is a predicted model, not a curated record. The transcript is spliced from 8 exons. Bases 214 to 1620 code for a protein of 468 amino acids. Gene Ontology annotation, molecular function: phosphatidylinositol-3,4,5-trisphosphate 5-phosphatase activity; inositol-polyphosphate 5-phosphatase activity; phosphatidylinositol-4,5-bisphosphate 5-phosphatase activity. NCBI's taxonomy places the organism in Eukaryota, Viridiplantae, Streptophyta, Magnoliopsida, Brassicales, Brassicaceae. Gene Ontology annotation, biological process: phosphatidylinositol dephosphorylation.
UGAAGACCGAAGCAUUGCAUAAUAUCAAAAGUAGAAUAAAAACAAUUAAAAAGCAAGCUCCCUUUGCAUUUGAAUGCUUCCUUGUGCUAUAGUUUGAUAAUUCUUUUGUGUUCGAAGACCAGACCUUGAAGAAGAAAGGUCUUGAAGUCUCUCCCUCAUACCAACACGAGAACCAUCUAAUAGAGAAAUUGGCUUUAACUCUUAGAACAAAACAUGUCGGAUCCACUCUAUAUAUUUAAUAGGUCUCGUUCCGAGAUAGUAGUUGAAUCUCUCUUAGCUUCAAGCAAUUUCAGAUCUUCAAUGCCCACUCAGCAACAACAGUCCUUGAGAGUCUUUGUGGCGACAUGGAACGUGGGAGGAAAAUCUCCACACUCUGGUCUUAAUCUCGAUGCUCUGCUUCACGUCCACAGUGAAUUCGAUAUAUAUGUUUUAGGAUUUCAGGAGAUUGUUCCAUUGAAUGCUGGAAAUGUCCUUGUUCUGGGAGACAACGAGCCUGCUGCUAAGUGGUUAGCUAUGAUCAAUCAAUCCUUGAACAAAUCAGCAUCUUCUGGAGGAAGACUUGGCCCAAAAACUCCUUCUUUUGGCGCUGGGUCGAUGUUCUUUGCAAAACCUUCUUUGAAGAAGAUCAGUGAAAGUUUCAGAACAGAUUGCAGGAGAAAGCUGAAGAUCUGUAACUGCAGCACUAUCUCUGAAGAGAUUGUAAGAAAAUACGGGAGAGAAUCUUGUUUCAGAUGUCCCGAAGGUCUAGUUAACCAAUCCGGUGUAAUAUCUGAUGAGGAAGAAGACGAAGAUGAUGAUGACGAUGAUGAUGAAGACGAGGAAGAAGGAGGAGGGGAAAAGGUAGCUUCUCUUGUAAGCAACCAGAUGACGAUGAAGUAUGGCUUGGUGGCAUCAAAACAAAUGGUGGGAAUAUUCCUCACUGUGUGGAUGAGAAAGGAGCUUAUCCAACACGUUUCUCAUCUCAGAAUCUCCUGCGUCACCCGCGGAAUCAUGGGUUGCUUAGGAAACAAGGGAUGCAUAGCUGUGAGUUUGCAGCUAUACAAGACGAGCUUUUGCUUCAUCUGCAGUCAUCUAGCUUCUGGUGAGAGAGAAGGAGACGAACGUCGCAGAAACUCAGAUGUGAUAGAGAUUCUCAAGAACACAACUUUCCCUAGAAUCUGCAGAACUUCUUUCACCCGUGUCCCUGAUCGAAUCACUAAGCACGAUCGGGUCAUCUGGCUUGGAGAUUUGAACUACAGAAUAGCAUUGAGUUACUCAGAGACAAAGACCCUCUUGGAUAGAAACGCUUGGGACGCUCUUCUAAACAAAGAUCAGCUCAAGAUUGAAAGAGACGCAGGAAGAGUGUUCAAAGGAUGGCACGAAGGCAAAAUCUUCUUCGCACCAACUUACAAGUAUUCUUAUAACUCAGAUGCUUACGCAGGAGACACCACCAAAGAGAAGAAGAACAAGAGAAGAACUCCGGCCUGGUGCGAUAGGAUUCUUUGGCACGGUGAUGGAAUACGGCAGCUAACGUACGUGCGCGGCGAGUCACGAUUCUCCGAUCACCGACCGGUCUGCUCCGUGUUCGUCGUCGACGUCGAGGUUUGCGAGAGCAAAACCGGAAUUACUAGAAGACAAUGAUUUACAGCAGCAAUUGUUGAAAAGACGAAAAGCCCUGGGUAGAUAGGAUUGUUAUUACGAUACGGCCACUCGGGACCUUUGGAACCCGAGAGAGUGUUUAUAUUUACGUUAUGUUGUUUAAAAGGUGAACACGAUACCUAUUUUUCGUUAAAAAGUAAUUUGGCCGACCAAACCAAAAAACUCGGCAAGUCUUCCGGUUUGUAUGACAAUGCUAAACUUGCCAAUAACACAUAAAUCAUCCAGCUCUUAAAUUUGUUUGACAA